Messenger RNA from Bolinopsis microptera, 1862 nucleotides. RefSeq lists its product as uncharacterized. The record is from RefSeq and is a predicted model, not a curated record. Bases 1 to 891 code for a protein of 296 amino acids. The transcript is spliced from 7 exons. Lineage: Eukaryota; Metazoa; Ctenophora; Tentaculata; Lobata; Bolinopsidae.
AUGAAUGUCAGUCUUUGGAGGUCUCUCGUAUUGAUCGUGUUUCUGAUUCCGGUCUUAUCUACUAAAGCUAUUGGUCAAAGUGAUCGCUUCAAGAAGGGCAUCUUCUGUGAGGCAUGCGAUUUGUUGAAUAUGAGAUAUUGUUACGAACAACGGUGUGACAGGUCCCACUUUUGCUACAAGACAGAAACUGCUAGCGGCUGCAGUAACCCCUAUAUGCACAAAAUACAAGAAUGCAGGAAUAUGCACAGAGGAGACUGCUGUUUUGCCAGACAGGAUCUCCAUGGAAAGAGAUUUAAUACUACGCAAUGUGCCCACCAUAUACCUAAAGUCAUGUGCCACUCAUGCACCAGGAUGGGAGGCUGUAAACCAAUAAGCUGUGGAACUGGAAACCUCUGUUACGCUAACAGGUUUGAAAGUGGCUGCGCUAAUACAUCCUCCUAUGAGGAGUGCAACUUUAAAAACGAUAAAUGCUGUGAAGGGAGAACUGCUUUAAGAGCUUGGAAUGCCACACAGUGUCAAGCAGAACCAGCACCAGUCUGUGAAACAUGUCCACCCCAGAGAACAACAGGAAGGUUAAAGGACUGCUCCUCUGCGUCCUGCCCGGGGCUGUGUUUUAUCAAGCAGUUCAAUUUCACCAGAGUGGAGACGUCGAAACCUAAUUAUACUACAGAGUACACAGAAACAGGCUGCAGUCCCUCCCACCUUAACGUACAAUCCUGCAACAGCACCCACCAGCAGUGCUGCACUUCACACAACAGCACAGACUGUUACCAUAAUUACCAUCCUAACACUGCCUCAGCCGAAGUGCGAUUCUUCAUUGCCUUCUUUCUUAUACUGGCUAUCAUGGGGUUCGUGCUGUGCUUGUGCUUCUCGGACAGCGACGACAGAUAAUAUACGACACACGACAGAUAAUGUACUUACUUUGGGCGAUCAUCGAUCGAAAUCCCGUUCACUAUCUUCCUCAAAACUUCUCGAUCUCACAUAGCAGAACAGAUGAUUUGAUACCUGACAAGGAAAUGUGUUGUUAUUCAUGUCAUCUAUAAACAUCAGAAGAUAAAGGACAUACGGGUUCAUUGUAUGCGUUCUUUCCGGAAUGUUCCAACUGAGACAGAGAGACUAAGACUAGAAUCGUGCCCCAACUGUGCUUACCCAAAACAUACCCUAACUCAGCCUCAACCACCGCUCAAUAUUAGUGAAGUUUCGAGUGAAAUGUUUUGGGUAUCAUAUUUUGAUUCAUCAUUGAUAUGCACAGAAUGGACAUGAAGAUAAUGGACGUAUGGGUUCAUUUUAUGCGUUCUUUCUUUGGUGGGUACAACAUUAGUGAAGUUUCGAGCGAAAUAUUUUCGAAUAUUAUAUUUUCAGCAUGGAUCAAAUUUGAAACGACCUUCAGCUAGCAGGAUUAAAUCUACUUUUGUCGUUUUAAGGAAGCAGCUCUUUUCAGCGUAUAACCAUUUAAACGAAGCCGUGAGCGUAUUCCUGGCGAAUCAGACAUUAUUAUUGAGUUAUUGGUGUUUCCAGACGUGUCUCUUUUCGAGCUUCUCGCAUUGGUUAUUAUUACUAAUUAUUGGUGCUAAAAUUGUAGUAAGAGCUAUACUGUAGUGUAGCGAUUUAUAAUUGGCGUUAUUAAGACAUUUUCGAUAAGUUCAGCCAAUCAAUAUUCAAUAUUCGCAUGGACACGUUCAUUGAAGUUUGAGGAUAUUGGUAAAUAUUAGUGGCUCUCUUAAAUGGCACGAUGAGAUAAAAUUUGUCACACUAUGAAACUAUAUAAACCCUCAAUGGUUAGGAUAAUCGUCUCAUCUUCAAGGUAAACUUUGUCACAUAACGAUAUCUUUAUCAAAUGGUAAGAUAUAAUCGCUUAAAUU